This is a messenger RNA of Rasamsonia emersonii CBS 393.64, 546 nucleotides long. RefSeq lists its product as uncharacterized. Lineage: Eukaryota; Fungi; Ascomycota; Eurotiomycetes; Eurotiales; Trichocomaceae. The record is from RefSeq and is a predicted model, not a curated record. The transcript has a single exon.
CUGAUCUUAUCUUGUCCUGACUCGACACAACAACCAGGCAUACGUCCCAGGCUCUGUGACCUUUGCUCACUUCAAUUUAUGCGACCCAAAGACGAACAGAAUUCUCUAUUCACACAUCUGUACAGUACAGUGCAAGUUGCUCUUUCUAUGCUGUUGUUGAUCUACGGCAGGACAAUGUACUUCUCCAGAUGCUUGGGGAUCGCAUCCCGCAGACCCUUGCUCCGCAGCCACUUGUCCGAGAAGAGACGGUCCGCAUACCGAUACGCGCCAUCGCACAGGAUCGUCACCACGGUGUGUCCCUUGCCCAGCUUCUCGGCCACCUCCUUGGCAGCCACCACGUUGAGCGCAGAGCUGGCCCCCAAGUACAGUCCCUCCUCAUCCAGGCAGCGGUACACCAUCUCGAUGCUCUUCUCGUCGCUGAUGUACAGCGACCCAUCAAGGAGGUCAAUGUCGGGCUUCAAGUUCUCCGUGACACGCCCUUGCCCGAUUCCCUCGGUGAUACUGCUUCCAGUUCGCUCGAUAAGCUUGCCUCCGCUCUGGAUGUAG